Messenger RNA from Effrenium voratum, 1335 nucleotides. NCBI's taxonomy places the organism in Eukaryota, Dinophyceae, Suessiales, Symbiodiniaceae. The record is from the annotation of a GenBank genome assembly.
GGCACCUUUGGCUCGCCCGGGAACAUCCGUGGGUUUUCCGAGCGCCAUGGAAGGCAGUGUUUACUCCAUGGAUGCUGGAAACGCAAUCAAGCUCGAGGCCCGGCGGCCCACGUCUUCCUUGGCCAAACACCUGCACGGCAAAAAGAUGUCGAAGGAGUACACGGAUGCAUUAGAGGCUCGAGUGGCUGAGGAAGGUGACGCGGAUUCCAUCCUGAGGGCGCAGCACGACCUUUCUGAGAGGGAGAGGCCGUCGCCCGACCGCGUGGCCACCGCUAUGCCAGUGGCCCAGCGCGCGCUCUUGAUCAGAUGGAUCAUGCAGGCUUUUGAAAUUCUGAACGUGGACGAGCAGAUGGUGCACGUGGUUGCCCUUAACAUUGAUAGGCUUUGGGCAACCUCCGGAGAAGGCGCGCUUCCUCCCCUGCCGUGCCUCGUGCUGGCGCUGGCUUGCACAGAGUUCAAGACGGAUGGCUACCAUCGAGACCGGGAGUGGAAGAAUGUGAUUCUGCAAAUGGGCCGUGGCCAGAUCCCGCUGCCUCAGAUCUUGAAGGCGGAGUUUCAGAUCCUCUCCAGGCUCCGCUACGUGGUGGGCAUUCCGACCCCCUUGACCUUCCUCCGCGGCUUGACCCAGCACUUGGGAGACGAGGCACAGAGGUGGACCCGUUUGGCCACCUUCCUGCUGGAGAUGGCCCUUCUCGAGCCCGAGGUGCAGUACGGCUGCCCCCACGCCUUCCUCGCCGCUGGUGCCUUCGCUGCGAGCCUGCGGGUCUUGGAGGCUCCGAAGAUGCACCGCCAGGAGCUACUGAAAGACUUGGAGGUGUGGCCCAUUGAGGACCAGGACCACGAGGAUCUGCUUUGGCAGUGUGAGGAGGAUGUGCUGCAGCUUUGGAUCCGCUGCAGAGACCAGCAGGUGGAGUUGGAAUUCUACGAGCUCUACAAGGUGUUGGAGGCCAGGUGUUGCCUUAGCUGCAAAGUGGAGGCCAGGAGCCUGGAUCCUCGCUCCGCGCUGGCCGCGGUGAGGGAGGAGCGCGAGCCGGAUCACAUCAAGACCACGGAUUGGGCGCUCUGGUUGAAAGGAGGUGCUCCUCACUUUCUUGCAGAGGAGCGCGAGUUCCCAUGGGCCAGUACCGCAGGCGCUGUGCCGGCCAACUGACCGGGCGCGCGCUUCUGGGCACUUCCGGGGGGUCCAAAUGUGAGAUUUGGCCUCCAAGCCGAUAAAUCAUUAAGACUUCCGCCCAAAAGACCGUCCCCCAAAAGACCCCCGGACCCCCGGCAUGCCGGAAGGGUUCGAGGGAUCGGAGAAGCCGGCCGCAGCCAGCAGCGCAACGGCGUGCGUCA